This is a messenger RNA of Candidozyma pseudohaemuli, 4902 nucleotides long. RefSeq lists its product as uncharacterized. NCBI's taxonomy places the organism in Eukaryota, Fungi, Ascomycota, Pichiomycetes, Serinales, Metschnikowiaceae. The coding region runs from base 1 to 4902 and encodes 1633 amino acids. The transcript has 2 exons. The record is from RefSeq and is a predicted model, not a curated record. Gene Ontology annotation, molecular function: guanyl-nucleotide exchange factor activity.
AUGGCUUCUCAAGCGCCUUCAAAGAAAUCCCUAAGAAGGCGACCACCCCCUCCUAUGGAGGACCCGGCACCCCCGCCCGUGGUGGUUUCCAAUCCAAUGGGUACUCCACAAUCGAUGAACCUGCUACAUUUUGAAACUCCGUUAUCCAUGACAUCUCCUCCCCUACCGCCCAGAGACCUUUCACGCCCUAUAAUAUCCACACCUCAAGAGGAGGAUGAAUCCUUUGAGGUCAAUGAGGACUCUGUGCUCUCGUACGAGAGCGUUAGGCCGAUGGGACCGAAACAACUACCUAUGGAUCACAGCUACAUAACGAGCGAGACAUUUCAAGCCAACGAUGGUGAGUCACCUUUGUCGGCAAAUCCUUCAACUUAUACCGAAGGCUUUCUGCCGUCUCCAGAAACCCAAACGAGCCAUUCCACAUUCACAGAUCAGUCCCUGAGUUCCCGAUCCAAGAACUACCCGAGAAGAAAGUUUAUGAACCUUCUGCAUGGAGGCUCGUCGCCGUUCGUCUCUGAUGACUAUGCUGAAAACAUAAAGCAAGAACAGGAGCAGAUGGCAUCGCUACAUAUCCCACCUAGACCUAAGGGAUCGGUUGCUGGUCCCAAUCCCAUGCCUUCUCCUCCAUAUCCCCUAGACAACAGUGAAAUUUUUGAACUGGACGACAACCAAAGUCUUUACUAUCCUUCCCAAGACCAAAACACUAAUACCCCUUUACGAAUUCCCACUUUGGUUGGCAACAAUCUCCUGCCUUCCACACCAACGACAUUGGACUUCUCCCUUCAUUCACCCUCCCUUAAUAACAAUGCUCCACAUAGCUCACCGCCGAUUGAGGGAAAGUCUCCAUUACAUGAAUCUCGUUACGGCCUUUACGAUCUGCCGUCGAGUUCGCCAACAAGAUCUCCAACAACACCUUCUAGACCCAGAUCGAGCUAUUUCUACGACAACAGCCGAUCGCCAUCGCCCACAAAGAGCAAUGAAAGACCGCAAUGGCUGGUACAUGAUUCAUCCUACAAUCAGGAUCUAAGCUAUGACGAGGCCAACGACUCUCCAGAGGAAAGAAUCCCCCGUUGGAGUUUGCUUGAAGCAGAACAAUCUGACUAUUAUGAUGAAACCGAGCAAUAUACCCCUGCUCCAGCGAAAUUCGACUAUUCAAUUCUUCCUGAACUUCCAAAUGCGAACGACACCCAUUUAUACCAAGGUGACGUAGUCACAAGUGUUCCACCGCCUGAGGAAGCAGGAGAACUACAGCGCAGUUCGGUGACCAUUUCCAGGAAGCAUGACUCACUUCCACCAGUACCAUUGGAUCUACCUCGCCUACCAUUUUCUUCCUCGUCAUUGAAUGCUCAGCACUUUGCAGUGUGUGAACAGGUUUGGUCGUUGAGUAGCAUUCUUGCCUGGUGCCUCAAGCUUAAGUGUUGGCUUCAUGACUCUCCUAUUUCAAAUGAUGAAUUGAAGAAAGCCCUCGUCAAACUCGUGGUCUUCCAUAAAAGAAGUCUUCCGGUUGACAUCAUCAACAGAAAUGUGAUUCGCAUGCUUGAAUCUCUUAUUGACGAUGGUGCUAUUAGCUUGAUCUCUGCAGUUGACUCAAAACCAGGUGAUCCUUCCAAUAUUAAAAUUGAAGAAAAUGCCGAGGUCAACUCAAUCUUCCCGGAAUUGACAGACUGCUAUGGCUUCUAUAAGGAUCACCAGACGGAGGACAAGAGUGACAAACUUCUAUCAUGCUAUUCUUCGAAGUGUGACAUCAAUAGAUGGAUCGAACAGAAACAUAAAUUGGAGACCACAAAGAUUGAGGACAUUGAAUUAGGAGCUGAUUGGGCAAGCCAUUGGCAGCUUGCAGCUGAGGAUAUGGACCUCGAACCAUCUGCUACGAAGCGUCAAUCAUUUUUGUUUGACUUGAUUAAGUUUGAACAAAAAUUCAUCCAAAGAGCAGAAUGUUUCGUUAACAUCGUGGGCCCGGACUUCAUCAAGACUGCCACUGCCGCCGCGGGGGCAUCAAUUGUUACUUCCUUGAAAAAAUUUAGAGAAGAUAUCAUGAAUCCGGCGAAAGAUCUUCUCGAGGUUCACAAGUGCGUUCUCAUGGAACCGCUUCUCAAAUUACUUCUCGCCGAGGGGAGGAUCAUAAGAGAUGUCUCUAGUAUAGCAAAGUUUUACAGCACUUGGUCCAAAUCGUCUACGGAUGGCCUUUUACAGUACAUGGGUGUGGUCCCUAUGAUAGAGGACAUUCUCAAAAAUGACAUUCUCAAAACAUGGGACGAGAGCCUCCGAUUGAAUCCAACUGUUCAGGAACUCAAAGUCAAUGGCAACAUGCUUUUAUUGAGCACAUUUAAUUCAAGAUACCAACAGCUUCCUUUGCAGCUUUCGGAUAUCCGCAAAACAUACAAGGAACAUGAGAAAGAGUACAAGGCGCUUACGAAAGCUAUUGACGAUAUCAAGAAGCUAGGAACUAAAGUCAAUGCCAUGAAAGUACAUGCCGAUAACAUACAUGCACUCAGACGGAUUGAGAAGCAACUCACAUGGAAAUCUAAUGUGAUACAGCCCAAUUUGCAUCUUCUGUCCAAACUGAGAAAGUUUUUCUUUCGUGGCAACCUUAAUCGGAAAGGUGACUUAAAGAUUAAUACACAUGCGGUGCAUGUUAUAGUUCUUGAUAACUAUAUUCUUAUCACGGAGAAGUCGAAGGGACCACGUUCCGCAAGUUACAAAGUCGUUGAAAAUCCAAUUCCUCUUGACUUCGUCAUUCUCGAAAAUCGUGAGCGUGAAACCGGAGCGCUAGCCACUAUUACCACUCCAAUAAGCGGAAGCACGAAUAACAACAACAAAGAGCCCGAGAGUAUAGACUCUGACGAGUCGUCCUACCCAUUCAAGAUUCGCUACGCUGGUCGUGGCAAGAGUCAGGCCUAUACAUUUUUUGCUACAAGUGAAAGCGAAAGAAAGAAGUGGUUUACAGGAAUUCUUCAAGCCCGCUCCAAUCUUUUAAAGAAAGUGAAACCAUUAUCUCCAUACGAUUUGCAGGGAAUGGAAUGUGCCUUUUUUGCAUACGAUCAUAACGACCGCAUGUUGAAAUUGCCGAUUUGUCCUUCAAAUGAUCCUUUACAGAUACUUUCAAAAGAGACUGGUUUGCUUCUUAAACAAAGGGGUGUCAGAAACGAACUAUGGACAGCAACUGCCGCUCAUGACAAUCUCGUAUCUGGCAGGGUAAAGUGCUCGGAGCUGUUUACGUAUAAGGGAGUCUGUCUUCAUUUGGUUGGCUUGACGACUGGUCUUUAUUGCUCAGAUCUCAAGAAUCGUUGGAAGCGUAUGCUCAAUGUCAAUAAUGUGACUAAGAUAUCUGCUCUUCCAGCCUUCAAUGUCAUUAUCGUCUUGGCAAACAAACAGUUGAAAUACUACCUGCUUCCCAAGUUUGUUGAUGUCUACUUGGAAAGGAAGGAGACUCUCUCAUCUACGAUGUUAUCCAAUGACCAAAUCCAAUUUUACGAAAUUGGGCGCCACCGAGGUGUUGUAACGUUGUUCAUUGCGAAGAAGAAGAACGCCGGAGUCACUAAUUUUAACGUCUUUACGUUGGAGACUGACAAUAACGGAGUCUUUAAUUCAUUCUUCUUGAUAAAGCGAUUCUACAUCCAAGCCGAGUGUUACGGGCUCGACAUUUUCAACACGACGAUUGCAGUGCACACUCAAAGGGGAUUUGAAGUCUUGGAUUUACAGCGGCUACAGCCACGGACUGUGCCAGAGCUUCCACUGUCAGAGGGCUCGAACAAGAAGAUUGACGUCUACAGUCGGAAAGGCCCGCAAGGAAGCGAUGCAAUUAAAAAGGCACUUUCUCAUAGUGGAAUUAAGCCAAUGGGCAUGUUCAAGCUCAAUAACAAUAAGGAGUUUCUUUUGGUCUACAGUGAGUGUGCCAUUUUCGUGAAUAAGCUGGGGAAGCUUUCGCGUAACACAAUGGUCCGAUUCGAUUUCAAGCCGCGAGCUACAGGAUUCCAAGACAACCAACUAUUCAUUGUAAAUGAGGAGGUGAUUGAAAUUUGGGCGAUUAGUGAUCAAGCCAAGGGCACCAACAUGCUUCACCAAGUGAUUCCGGGCAAGGAUAUCUCCGUGAUAAACCCGGAAAGUAUCUACGACGUGAACGGAAAGACUGCUGUUGUUACUGGUGGUACCAGAGGCUUGGGUCUCUACGCAGCCGAGGGUUUUGUGCUCAAUGGCAUCAAAACUGUCGUCAUUACCUCCAGAAAGGAGAAGGCUUGUCAAGAGUCGAAGGCAUACUUGGAGAAGCUUGCUAAAGACAACGGCAAGUCUGUGGAAGUGAUUGCCAUCGCUGCUGACUUGGCCAAUGAGCAGGACUGUCAAAGAUUCUUUGACGAGACUAGCAAGAAGGUCUCCCAAGUUGACAUUCUUGUCGCUAACGCUGGUGCCACCUGGGGUGCUCCAUUGGAAGACCACCCAGUGUCGGCUAUCAAGAAGGUGUUGGACUUGAAUGUGGUUGCUGUCUUCCAGACCAUCCAAUUGUUCACCCCAUUGCUCGAGAAAGGUGCCUCCGCCAAGGACCCAUCCAGAGUCCUUAUCAUGUCUUCUGUUGCUUCAUUGCUGGCUUCUGACCCAGUUGGUAUUUACGGAUACUUGGCUUCCAAGUCGGGUGUCUCGCACAUGGGAAAGAACUUGGCUCUUCACUUGGGCCCAAGAAACAUCACGGUCAACUCCCUCGCUCCUGGAUUCUUCCCCACAAAGAUGUCCCAGGGCGUCUUGGACAUGGCUGGUGACAUGAUGAUUGACCAGAACCCAAGACAGCGUCUUGGUGAGAAGGAAGACUUGAUCAACGCUGUUAUGUUCUUGUGUGCCAAACAGUCGAACUACAUCAACGGUAUCGUGUUGCCUAUCGACGGUGGUAGCCACAUUGGCAAUGCCAAGUUGUAA